Zophobas morio is the source of this 6425-nucleotide messenger RNA. RefSeq lists its product as uncharacterized. The record is from RefSeq and is a predicted model, not a curated record. Gene Ontology annotation, molecular function: protein binding. Gene Ontology annotation, cellular component: cytoplasm. The transcript is spliced from 4 exons. Lineage: Eukaryota; Metazoa; Arthropoda; Insecta; Coleoptera; Tenebrionidae. Bases 208 to 4908 code for a protein of 1566 amino acids. Gene Ontology annotation, biological process: innate immune response.
AAAGUUUACCGUAAUAAAGUAAUACUUUAAUUGUAAACAUAUUUUAUAAAAGUUUUUUGUGAUCAUAAAUUUCAAAAAUAAGUGAAUUUCCUGACGGCAAACACAUUCAACGUUGACUUGAGUUCCGAAGAAGAAGAAAUUAGAAAAUUAGAAGAAAAUUUAAAAUAGAAAAAAGAACAUAGAGCACUAAGAAAACAUUUAGAAAAGAUGAAUACUUCGCAAUCUGAAGAGAAUGCAUGUUCCUCAAAAAAGCCAACAGAUCCAAUACAAACAGAAGAUACUUCAAACAAACAAGCUCUUGCAUCUCGGAAUAAUCAAGAAAUUAAAGAAAGUACCGAAGAAAAUGCACAUCAAAAGAAGCAGAUUCGUGAAGAAAAGGAUGGAAAAGGAAAUGAAGCUUUUCCGAAAGACACUUUCAAAAAACGGAGAGGAACUACCGACAAGGGCAAAAAAUACGAAGAUUUGGUUACCGCUAACGUCGCACUUCAAAUGGUAAGCGACAGUAAAAUAAAAGACUUUCGCAUAUCUUCGAACGAUAAAAAUUUUGGUGAUUUUGAUGACGUAGUCAUUGAAAUUAAGACAGACAGGGGAAUAAAAACAAAAGCAUUGCAAUUAAAACACAGUAACGAAAAAAGACAAUUAACUACAAAGCAGCUGGCAGACAAAAGGGGAGACUUUAGUUUAAUCAAAUAUUUCAAAUCUGCUCAAGAGGUUCAAGACGAAGUGCAAGAAUUUAUAUUAUUCACCACAAAUACAUUUGAAACGUCAGAAGAAACGACAUUUAAACUAGAAGAGGAAGAGUUUCACCUGAAGAUCAGUAAAAAGACAGUUUCAGGAGACGAUUUCGACGUUUUAAGAAUUUCUGAAAAUAUAAAUCAUUAUCACACAUUUCAAAUAGUAGAGAACGAAUGGACUAAACAAAAUCCUGAAAAAAUUAGGAAGUAUCAAACAUUCUUUGAAAGAUUUCGUCUUUACACAACUCAAGAACGUUUUGAAGCUCUUACAAAAUCAACAAUGAAUAAAUUCACUGAGAUAUUUUGCUCUAACGAAGAAACUUUCAAAAGGUACGUCGAGGUCAUAUCAGAAUGGAGUAUGCGAGAUGGAAAAAAAGAAAAGCUAAGCAAAAAAAUGAUUCAAAGUGUGAUCGCACUUCGUUUGCUUUCUUCUCAGAUCGAACCGUUUGUUUUUGGUUCAGUCACAGACGAAAUGAAAAUACUUCGAGAGGCUAUUUGUCUGUUCGACAUCACGUUGUUGGAAAAAAAAGGCAGCAAGGCAGUUAAAAAUUUGUGGGGAGACUUGGACCAAAAUAUUGACCUCAAAGAACUAAACAAAGUUCGAAUACUUUACUCUCUUUCUUCUAAUGACAUAAGUAGUGACAAAAAUCUGGAUGCAAAUUUGUUGACACAGUUGCUAUGGCUGAUGGAGAAAUGUCCGCUCAUUGUGAAAGAACACGUCAAUAUGGAGAAAGCUAUUAACCUCUGUCCAGAUGCAAAAUUUAUUAUUCUUGGCGAGGGUAAAUAUGAAGAAUGGAUGACAGAACACUCUGUGUUUCAAAACUUGUUCAACUUGAAACCAGAAGUUGAAUUGUAUGAAAAAGUAUUGCGAAAAUUCACUAUUUCUAUACAAGGCAAAAAACCUCGUAAUUUGGUGACUGCUUUCGAAAAAAAUGAAGAAAUUUUUAAGCAUGUUACUGUGGAAAAACUUUUAGAGAUGGCAAAUGGUUCAUGCCAUAUAGAUGGACAAAAGGAAGUUUUUCCCAAUCUUUAUAUCGACAGAUAUUUGUCAGUCAAUAUUAUAGACAUUAAAUAUUUAGAACGUGUUAAUCGAAACACUGUUAUCAUUUUAAAUUGCGAAGGUAAUUCUCACCAAUUGAAAAUAUCUAAAAAGUAUACUCUAACAGACAUCGAGGGUUUUUUAAGUAAUGCAGACCCCAAAAUUUUUGAUAAACCAAUUUUUAUAAGGAGCGAAAAAAAUUGUAGUGAUUCUGAUUUUCAAAUAAUAUGUUCUAAAACACCAGAAUCUACAACUGUCCACUAUUUUAAAUUUCUCAACGAUCAAAAUUUAGAAUGGAUUGGAAGCAAAGGCUUUGUUAAUGAACUGCGAAAUUAUAAAUUACCUAGUCGUUCCAAAAACGAAAACGAAAUUUGGUCUUUCGAAUUCAGCAACAACAUACAUCUAAUAACAGGUGACCCAGGCAUGGGCAAAACCGAGUUAACGAAGAGUCUAAAAAACAACUGUUGUGCGAGAUAUUGGACCGUGAUUCUGAGUGCUCAAGAUGUUAUGUCUUUCUUUAAAAAUUCACCAAAGUCUGAAAAAUCAACAGACUUACAAUUCGAAACAUUUAUUUUAAAGGAAAAAUAUCGAGACCUCGCUGGGUUGGAUCGAGAAUUCUUUACAAUGUGUUUAAAGCAACGAAAUGUGGUUUAUGUAUGGGACGCUCUUGAUGAAAUAUUUACUCAGUAUUUACAUGGUACUUUAGAUUUCAUUCUUAUGUUAUCGCAGAAAGGUUUCAUUCAGUGGGUUACUGCAAGGCAACAUUUGAGAUCUUCUCUUGAAGAAAAAUUUGAUACUCUGUCAGUGGGUAUCAAUCAGCUCACCGAAGUCGAGCAAGAGGACUACAUUAAGAAACGUCUUAACAAUUUUAUUAAGCCUCUAGAUAUGAAACCAGUCAUCGACAAAAUUAAAUCCACGUUUGCAUUUACAAAACAUAUAGAUAUAUUGGGAAUCCCUCUUCAAAUUUUUAUGCUUACAGAUGUUUUACUUCAAAAUAAGGAAAAAUAUUUAGAGUUAUUAGACACUAAAUUUCUCCUGACUGACAUGUAUCGUUACUUUAUUGCAGGAAAAUUUAAGUUUUUCUACGAAGGCAAAGUUCCUGUAAACAAUUAUUUUUGGCAAGAAAAAGUGAGGAAGGAAAAGGAAGAAAAAUUGAAACAGUAUGAAAAGUUGGCGCUCAAAGUAAUAUUUCCUGAAAAUAUUUUGCAACAAUUAAAUAUAGAUUAUUCGCAAAAGAUAGAUUCUGUUUCUGAAGAUUUCGCAACUGUUGGUAUCGUGACUGGACUACAAAACGGCAUUCCGCAAUUUGCACAUGCUUCCUUUGCCGAAUAUUUUGUUGCCUUGUAUUUAUAUAGAAAUUUUGAAAUGAUACACAGAGACAUAUUUUUUGAUGCGAAGUAUAAUAACGUACGUUUCUUCUUCGACAUGUUAACUGGCAAAAAUUCACAGGUCCAUAUAGCGAUUUUAUAUAGAAAUUUUGAUGAAGUGGAGAACUUUGACGACGAAAUAAUAAAACGUAAAGAUAAGUGUGGAAGAAGUGCCUUACAUCUCAUCUGUUCUUGGGGACAACGACAUGGGCGUUUAAAUGUACAACAUAAAAACAAGAGUUAUGUUAUCAAGACAAAUCGGGAGAUUAUGCGUAGUUCUUUAGAAACGAAACAAUAUUUUAGAGCGUUAUUGUUUUUGUUAGACAAAUGUGACAUAUUAGAAGAAGAUUUUUUACAUCAACUCACACCCUUAGCAUGGGCACAAGAAAGUGAGAGUUUGGGAGCGGAACUGGAAUUAUUGCAAUCACGCAAAUUACAACUGAAAGAUUCGUAUAGUCCAAAAGACAAAAUUAAUAUUUUAUUUUUUGCCGCUUUGCACGGAUACGCAGAAGCGUUUAAAAUAUUAUUUUCAUCUUCGAGUAUUUCUAAUAAUGAAGUAAAUUUUAGUGUUGAAUUCGAUGGUAGUACGCCUCUUAUAAUAGCUUCUCGAGAGGGGCACGAAACAGUUGUAGAGUACUUGGUCAAAUACGGAGCCGAAAUCAAUCGCGCUAAUAAAAUUGGUUGGACACCGCUUUACGCAGCUUCCUCUCAAGGUCAUGAAAAAAUUGUCGAAUGCCUGGGGAAAUGCGGAGCCGAAAUCAAUCGCGCUACUAAACGUGGUGCGACACCACUUUACGCAGCUUCCUCUCAAGGUCACGAAAAAAUUGUCCAAUUCCUGGUGAAAUGCGGAGCCGAAAUCAAUCACGCUAAUUAUAUUCAAGGUCAGACACCACUUUACGCAGCUUCCUCUCAAGGUCACGAAAAAAUUGUCCAAUUCCUGGUGAAAUGCGGAGCCGAAAUCAAUCGCGCUAAUAAUAUUCCAGGUCAGACACCGCUUUGCGCAGCUUCCUCUCAAGGUCACGAAAAAAUUGUCCAAUUCCUGGUGAAAUGCGGAGCCGAAAUCAAUCGUGCUGUUAAUAAUGGUCAGACACCGCUUUCCGCAGCUUCCUCUCAAGGUCACGAAAAAAUUGUCGAAUUCCUGGUGAAAUGCGGAGCAAAAAUUAAUCCAGCUAAUUCAUAUGAGAACACAUUGUUGUACGCAGCUUGCUCGAAAGGUCACGAAAAAAUAGUCGAAUGCCUGAUGAAAUGCGGAGCCGAAAUCAAUCGCCCUGAUCAAUAUCGUGGUAGGACACCGCUUUACGAAGCUUCCUCUCAAGGUCACGAAAAAAUUGUCGAAUGCCUGGUGAAAUGCGGAGCCGAAAUCAAUCGCGCUGAUGAAGAUGGUUGGACACCGCUUUACGCAGCUUCCUCUCAAGGUCAUGAAAAAAUUGUCGAAUGCCUGGGGAAAUGCGGAGCCGAAAUCAAUCGCGCUACUAAACGUGGUGCGACACCACUUUACGCAGCUUCCUCUCAAGGUCACGAAAAAAUUGUCCAAUUCCUGGUGAAAUGCGGAGCCGAAAUCAAUCGUGCUGUUAAUAAUGGUCAGACACCGCUUUCCGCAGCUUCCUCUCAAGGUCACGAAAAAAUUGUCGAAUUCCUGGUGAAAUGCGGAGCCGAAAUCAAUAGCCGUAAUCAAUAUGGUCGGACACCGCUUUACGCAGCUUCCUCUCAAGGUCACAGAAAAAUUGUCGAAUACUUAGUAAAAUGUGGAGCAAAACCUUUCGUUUAAUGAAAUGAAUAAUGAUGGUUCAACUCGAAUAGUCACCAAAAAUCUGUCGAAUGUUUAGUUCAACGGUGAUCCAAAACUCCUCUACGCCGGACCAGACUUUCAAAAUUUUAUUACCAUCCGCCGCCUCGUUUUUUUAUUGUUAUUUUGUUGAUCAUAUCAGGGACGGUAAUUUUGCUCUAUCUAUUAAAAACAAUGUUACCUUUACCGUUGAGAGAUAUUAUUAAAUACUUUAAUUAUAGGAUUUAUAUUAAAAAAAAUAGAAUUAAAAAAAACCGAAUUUGUUCGACCGUAUUUCAGGAGCGACAAAUGUCCUGUCUGAUAACUUGGACCAAUUUUACCUAGUUUGAUUGAAAUUAAAAUUUGUUUCUACAUUAUUUUUUCGUAAUACAGUGUUUUUCUUUAUUUGUAGAAUAUGUUUCACUAUUUGACACAUUUUUCCCGUAUUUGCCUUUUUGAUAUCAUAUGCCCAAAGUAAUUCCGUUUGUCAAAAUUCUUUCAGUUUUCCAUCGCACAAUUAAUUCUAGUUCUAAUAUGAGUUUGAUAAUAACUUUAUUAUUUGCAAGUAAUGUUGUAAAUAGUUGCUCCAAUGUGUAAUUUAUUUCCUCUGUUUGUGUCUUUUUUGUCAAGAUCGCUCAACGGAUGCAGCAUUCAUGUCUAACAAAUGUCAGCGCUAGAUUCGUUGUUCACGCAUUCAAGACGCGUUUUUGUAUUUGCAUCUGUUCGGCGCUUCGAGGACAAAAUAAUUAAAAAUUUUGAAAUGUAAAGUGCCAUGAUACCUUUUAACUAAGUACUUGUACUCAGAAUUAGCAAAAAACGACGUCAAGGCUGUUUUCCAUUGUCGAAUAUUUUCAUCAAUAUAUAGAUCCACUGGGUUUGCAUUACAAAAAUGAAUAUUUUGUACCAAGUCGUGGUUGUGGUUUAAAUUUGUUCAUAGUGUUUUAAGCAUUUCACAACGAUUUCCCAAAAACAUACUCUUUUGACAAACUGACAAAGUUUGAUUCAGAGAGGAAGCGGGAAAUUUACUAUGACCAAAUACUGAAGAUGCUCAAGCAUGGCAACUACGAAACUAUCUUUCUUCUUGACAAUUGGUACACAGGUGAAAAAACACUUAACAAAACCAAAGCACGUAAUUGAAGCAGCUUUUCUUUUGGGAAUGGUUAUUAAUAGAAAGUGUAAAAAUCUGAACUGGAGCAAAAAUACCGAAGACGGGCUGCAACCUUGUCGUAUUUUCUUAUUUAACCAUAGUUUUGUCGGUUUAUUAAAAAAAGUAUCAUGGCAUGUGAGGGAUAUUUUUACUUUGUAGUUGAGAUAUGUACAUAUAUUGUAGUUUAUAAGUUUAUUACUAGUAAUGUAACGCUGAUUACUCCAACCAAGGACUUCGAUAAACCUGUGUAUCUAAAAAGUGUAAUCAAUCAGUUCCUAUGUUGUAAAUAAGUAUGUAAAUAAUGAAUUAAUGUGUACAUAUGUUGAAAUAGAUUGCUGUUUGUUAUCAAACAUUAGAAUAAAAUACAUUUUUU